Cuscuta campestris is the source of this 1119-nucleotide messenger RNA. NCBI's taxonomy places the organism in Eukaryota, Viridiplantae, Streptophyta, Magnoliopsida, Solanales, Convolvulaceae. The record is from the annotation of a GenBank genome assembly.
UAGAAUCCAUCCAUCAUCAGAACCAUCGCGAAAUGGCGAUCGGAAAGCAUAUCUAUCUCAUCAUCUUCGGGGUUUCUUCUUUUUGGAAACGGAGAGUGUGAGAGAGCGAUCCCGAGCAGCGACGACUACCGGUACAAUGAGCACUGGCGGUUUCCGGUACACAUGAGCAGCGACGAACAUUGCCACGCACUCGAAACCAUCGAAACAGGUCAUGCGACAAUUUCCCACGGUGCAUGACAAAUUCCUAAGUAAGUCUCUAUUGAACAAAACAUAUCGAGUCUGAUUUCAUCCCCACCACCGGCCGUUCAAAGUCAGGCAUCUUAAAAAUUAAAGAACCUCAGCCAUGGAAGCUGGGGCAAUUCCAAGAACGCAACCAUUGUUGCUCCUGAUUAUCCCAUCAACCCCGACCAAAUAUAACUUCCCAAUUUCACUUCCCAAUUAUUCUUCAUCUUCAAUUUUCACUCUUUCUGCAACCCCGAGAGGUUUUGGCUAUGUUGCCUCCAAAAAGAGAAGCAAAAAAUCCUCCAAAAAGAAACUGCCCUUCAGAGACGAAGACGAAGACGAAAAUGAAGAUGAUUAUGAACAAGGGGUGGUUCCGGAGAUGGUGACGAAUCGGAUGAUUAGGAGGAUGGGGUUCACGGUGGGGAUCCCUUUGACGGUAGGGCUGCUCUUCUUCCCUUUCUUUUACUAUCUUAAGGUUGGUGCUAAGGUUGAUGUGCCCAAUUGGGUGCCCUUCAUUGUCUCCUUCAUCUUCUUUGGGACUGCCCUCUUGGGGGUCACCUAUGGUAUUGUGUCCUCCAGCUGGGAUCCUCUUAGGGAGGGAUCUCUUUUGGGCUGGAAUGAAGCCCAGAGGAAUUGGCCUGUUUUCUUGCAAUCUUUUUGGACCGGUGGAUCCAAAAAACAAUAGUGUGUUUGAUGAUGAUGAUAAUAAUAAUUCAAUCUCACUCUUAUGUCGAGACCGUUUACUCAAGUUGUUUGUAAUUUGCCGUUUGCUGCUAAGCUAGUUAUUGACAAUAAUACAUAGAUUUUGUGUGUUUGCUUGCCUUGCAAUCUGAAGUUACUUGUAACAAUAUUUAUUGGGAAAAGUUCCAUCGACACGAAUAAGGCUUUGUUAUUGUU